GUGUGACUGUGUCUUGUCUGCUUUACCCUUGUCUCCCUUCCAGUCCUCCUCCAAGAAAGGAAUCAUGGACGCCGCCGCCGCCGCCACGGCCGCCGGCGACGAAGAGCAGGACCAGGCGCGGUUAGACGCCAUCGCCGACGGCCUACAGACCCGAGACGCGAUGCGGCUGUACAACUGGCUCUCGCACCGCUGCUUCUCCGACUGCGUCGUCUCCUUCUACCGCCGGGCGCUCGGCAGGCGCGAGGAGGAGUGCGUCCGCUCCUGUGUCCGCAAGUACCUCCUCCUCUCCGCCACCACCGCCGCGCGCUUCCCCCACCUCGCCGACGACUCCUCCUCGUCGGCAGCAUUCGACGAUUGAUUGAUCGGUUGAUUUGAUCCACCCGUGCGCUCUUCCCGACAGUUACUUCUUUUGCUUCACUUCUUCUGUCAGUGUAGCUUAGUUUUUACUUUACUUGCCUUAUGAUGAUCCAUGGAAAGGAAACACAACGCCGUAAGACUCACUCACGAGAGUAGCAGGUAUUAGGAAGGAACUGCAAGGCCAGGAGUGAUUUGUAGUUUUGUACUCCCGCACAGCAGAUUUGGAAUUUUGAUGAAUGGAUGGAUGAAUGCAUGAAUUCUUCAUGUCCUGGUGUUUCCUUUCUGAAUGAAUAAUGAGUAUUACCUUGAUAUGAAUAUGUGAAAAGGUUCUUACUGUA
Molecule: messenger RNA, 695 nt
Organism: Sorghum bicolor (sorghum)
Lineage: Eukaryota; Viridiplantae; Streptophyta; Magnoliopsida; Poales; Poaceae
Product: mitochondrial import inner membrane translocase subunit Tim9
Exons: 2
Coding region: 65-358 (97 amino acids)
Source: RefSeq, a predicted model, not a curated record